AUGACUGUGAGGAGGAUAAACCACUGCUCUUUUGUGCUGAUCCUGGCCGCUCAGCUGGGCCAAUGCAGCUGCAGUGCCUCCUCCACGGGCAGACCGCUGCUCCAAAAACAGCCCAAUAAAUGCUAUUGUCCUCACCUGAUUGAUCUUUCACAAGCCCACAGAGGCCCAGACACGGCGCGCAGGGCAGGGGCGAUGGCGAGGAGCGGGCGGGCUGGCAAACAAGCGCCCCAGUGUGUGCGCAGGAGGUGGAGAGAGAGUGCAGGCCAGUGCAGGUGGCUGAGGGGCACGGUGGGUUUGGCUCAGGGGAUCUCAUCACAUGCCAACACGGACGUUUCCUGUGACUGUGGGCGUUAUACACACGACGGCAUCCAAGCAACAGUUUGGCCUCAGAGGAGAAUAAGAGGGCUGCAGGAAAGCACAAAGAAAAUCCAGUAUUAA
Molecule: messenger RNA, 438 nt
Organism: Knipowitschia caucasica
Lineage: Eukaryota; Metazoa; Chordata; Actinopteri; Gobiiformes; Gobiidae
Source: the annotation of a GenBank genome assembly